Messenger RNA from Penicillium hordei, 1386 nucleotides. RefSeq lists its product as uncharacterized. Gene Ontology annotation, cellular component: nucleus. The record is from RefSeq and is a predicted model, not a curated record. The transcript is spliced from 4 exons. Gene Ontology annotation, biological process: regulation of transcription by RNA polymerase II. The coding region runs from base 1 to 1386 and encodes 461 amino acids. NCBI's taxonomy places the organism in Eukaryota, Fungi, Ascomycota, Eurotiomycetes, Eurotiales, Aspergillaceae.
AUGUAUGACUCGGAUGACGGUUUUAAUAAGUCGCCUCCUAUGGAGGCGAUCAAACCCAACUAUGGAGAGAACGAAACACCACCACCGUUUGUUUCGACUAGCGAAAAAGAUGAUGCGGGUUCCCCUCCGAACCACCCAGAGAUUGCCGCAACGGCAAGGAUUGCUCCAUUGGAACCCUUACCUGGGAAUCUCAAAAACUAUAAGCAACCGCCUGACUUCGAUCCCAGAGGGAGGUCAAAUCCAUUUUUAAGGGACGAUCCUCCACGAAAGGCAUCAUUGGGACUCUUAACCUCAGGCUCAGGCUCAUGCUCGGCUUCACAUAAAGACACCGAGAACAAAGCCCCCCAGAAGAGAUUGUUCCCAGCCCCAUUACAGCCUAAAGAGCCAGAUGUUGAGAUUAAAAAUGAGAUUCAAAGAGAGCGAGUACCAUCAAUCAGUGGCCUGAGCCAACGAUCUCCACAAGGGUUGCCAUAUCUCAAAACGUCUUCGGAAAUCAAGUCUGAAUUUCCCCUCCCAUUACUAAAGUUGAGCCAAUCAGCUUCUGGAUCAUCUUUCACAAAAUCUCCAGAUAGCAGCAAUAAACAAACGCUGCCGUCUAUUCACAAAGCUAUCAGCGAAUUAUCAGACUUCGGCCCACCAGUCAACAUGAUCCCAUCUCCCUACCCCUUUUCCUCCUGUUCCGGAUCAACUACAUCGGGGAAUGAUUCUCCAUUCGACCGCGCUUUUCCGGGAAAAUUUUCCAUCCCUGCGAGUCCCUUCUCUCACUUUUCGCCGGUGAGCCUCAAGGACUCAUCUACCAACCCUUCUCCGGCCUCGCACUCAACCUUCUGGCGCGGGACACCCCAGUCUGAGAUGCUGUCCGUCCAGACCCCGUAUGAGGCCUCCCCUAUGACCGCAAAAAGCCCAGCGAAUAGUUAUCCUACGCCCACGGAACAGGUUGGCGUUGGUAUGGGUGAUCAACAUCCGCUCGCUGCAUCCACUCCCCAGCCCAAUGGGGGCCCCGUGGGCAGUUACAAGUGUACACAUCCUGGAUGCACUGCUGCACCCUUCCAAACUCAGUAUCUCCUCAACUCUCACGCAAACGUGCACUCACAAGAUCGCCCACACUUCUGCCCAGUAGAGGGCUGUCCACGCGCACUAGGCGGGAAAGGGUUCAAGCGUAAGAAUGAAAUGAUGCGCCAUGGACUCGUACACAACUCCCCAGGUUACGUCUGUCCGUUCUGUCCAGACCAGCAACACAAAUACCCGCGACCCGACAAUCUUCAACGACAUGUUCGUGUACAUCACGUCGACAAAAACAAAGACGACCCCAUUCUCCGACAGGUUCUCGCGCAAAGGCCGCUUGGUAGUGCCCGCGGGAGAAAACGAAGGAUGAACAAUACAUGA